Molecule: messenger RNA, 959 nt
Organism: Pelodiscus sinensis (Chinese soft-shelled turtle)
Lineage: Eukaryota; Metazoa; Chordata; Testudines; Trionychidae
Source: RefSeq, a predicted model, not a curated record
AUGCGCUCUCCAGAGAGCUGGUCUUCCCGUGCUUGUGCGAAAUGGCGACUUUCCGGGCCUGCCAUGUUCCUGACCCUCCUUCUCGUCUUGGCCGGGGGGGCCCCAUGUGCCCACGUGGGCUGGCCGGUGCGAGAACGGGCCAGCUCCAGCCCCCCGGGCGGUGGUGCGCGUUGUGAAGUUCCACCUGGGGUUGUCGGCUGCUCCAAGCCCAUCUGCCUCUUGCCUUGCAGCCGCGAGGAGGCGGAGGCCAUCGAGAAAGAGCUGCUGGAAGAUUACAGGUUUGGUCGGCAGCAGCUGAUUGAGAUCUGGGGCCACGCCUGUGCCAUGGCAGUGACCAAGGUGUUCCCGCUGCCCUCCCUCCCCCGGAAGCAGCCUACGGUGCUUGUGGUGUGCGGCCCCGAUCAAAACGGCGCCAUCGGCUUGGUGUGCGCACGGCAUUUGCGGGUGUUCGAGUACGAGCCGACCAUCUUUUAUCCCAAACGCUCCUUGAAUUCCUUGUACCGGGAUUUCACCACCCAGUGCGAAAAGAUGGACAUCCCCUUCCUCUCGUACCUGCCGACGGAGGUCCAGCUGAUCAACGACGCCUACAACCUGGUGAUCGACGCCAUCCUGGGAGCUGAUGCGGAGCCGGGCGAGGUGCAGGAGCCGUACACCAGCAUCUUAGCCACCCUGAAGCAGAUCCGGAUCCCCAUCAUCAGCCUGGACGUGCCCUCAGGGUGGGACGUGGAGGCGGGAAACAGCGAGGGCAUCAGCCCCGACAUGCUGGUCUCCUUGGCUGCCCCCAAGCAGUGCGCCACCCGCUUCCUGGGCAGGCACCACUUCCUCGCCGCCCGCUUCCUGCCCUACGACGUGCAGAAGAAAUUUGAGCUCAACCUGCCCGAGUACCCCGGCACAGAGUGUGUGGUUUCGCUUUAGGGCGGGGCAGGGAGGGGAGCUGGCCAGGGGCGGGGAAGGGGAGC